This is a messenger RNA of Dromiciops gliroides (monito del monte), 7845 nucleotides long. Its product is annotated as zinc finger protein 883-like. The transcript is spliced from 6 exons. Lineage: Eukaryota; Metazoa; Chordata; Mammalia; Microbiotheria; Microbiotheriidae. Gene Ontology annotation, biological process: regulation of transcription by RNA polymerase II. The coding region runs from base 609 to 2498 and encodes 629 amino acids. Gene Ontology annotation, molecular function: DNA-binding transcription factor activity, RNA polymerase II-specific; RNA polymerase II cis-regulatory region sequence-specific DNA binding. The record is from RefSeq and is a predicted model, not a curated record.
CGGGUUCGUUUAGUGGCCGGUCCUUCCUUGUCCCCUGUCAGCAAGACCUCGUAGCGGAGGGUGAACCCCAGCCCCGCCGCCUCUCGUGUCCGCUCCUCUUCCCCACAGUCUCCAGGCGUGAGGUUAGAGUAUUUCCCAAUUACAUUUAAAUCUGGUCAAGGCCUUGACUGCAAGCUUCAGUCUGACACCUCUGCUGUAGAUGAUGGCCACAAAGAUGGAAAGAGCAUAAUAUAUAAUCAGAUGCACAGACUUUAAGGGAUGAAAAAUUAUUGAAGGAUACUAGGAAAAGUCCUGAGGCCCCAAACAAAGAAUGCUCAGGACUUCCCUCAACCUUCCUAACAUGAUGCCCUUCUCAUCCUCUCUGUCCCCUGAAGACCCAGGAACUAGGACUGAGCUCUGGAUACCCAGGACAAACGACCAGAUCCCAUUCUCUUUCCCACAAGCAGGAUUUUAAAUGUUUAGACCUGAUGUGAACUCUCAGCAAUAGUGAAGAGAAGAAUUGUGGGCCCUGAACAUGUGGACACAAAGGAAGCUGAAGGAAGAGAGCCUGAGAAGGUGACUGCUCAGUGAUAGUUCCUGCUGAACACCCAGAGGAGAACUGAGGUCAGAUGAUGGCAUCCAAGUUCAUGCCAGCUGAGCCAAAGGCCCUCGUGACAUUCGUGGAUGUAGCUGUGAAUCUCACCCAGGAGGAGUGGCAUCUCCUGGGCCCUGAUCAGAGGAGUCUCUACAGGGAUGUGAUGCUAGAGAAUUACGGCAACAUUGUUUCACUGGGAUUCCAAGUGACUAAGCCUGAUGUGAUAUCUCAGCUGGAACGAGGGGAAGAGCCAUGGGUCCAGAACACACAAGGAGCUGAAGAGAAAAAAGUCCUAAGAGGUGACUGCUUAGAUUGUAAAACCCAGACUGAGAGUGAGGCGUUGUCUCCAAAGCAAGAAAUUUCUGAUGAGAAUAAAUGCCAGAAUCUGAUAUUGCAUAGACUUAGAGGACUUGUGCCUCAAGGACCCAUGUUGGGAGAAGCUGUCGAAAAUGAAGACAGGCUAAAGGAAAUGUGGGCAUCUCCUGCAGGAAGGAACCUGAGGACAUUCCUUUCCCAAAAGAGAAGCUUCAGGCCAGUGCCAGUGGUCCAUCAAAAACCCCUUAUAUUGGAAAGAGGUCAAGAAUGUAGUGAAUUUGGGAAAAAUCUCAGUUUGAGUAUAACCCCUAUAAGAUAUCAAAGAGUUUCUUCAGAAUGGAGACCCCAGCAAUGUGAUGAAAUGGGCCAAAUAUUUGAGCAAAAUUCAGAAUUGAUUACAAAUCAGAAAAAACAAACAGAAGAAAAGCCCUAUAAAGCUAAAGUAUAUUGGAAAGCAUUUACUCAGAAUUCAAACCUCAUUGAACUUCAGAGAAUUCAGACCAGAGAGGAACCCAAUGAGUGUAAUGCCAAUGAAGAAACUUUCAAUCAGACAUCAAUCCUUAUCAAAAAAGAAAAAGUGCUUAAUGGAGAAAAACCCUAUGAAUUUAACGAAUGUGAAAAUACCUUUAACACACAAUUAUCCCUUAUUCAAAACCAUAAAAUCCCCACUUUAGAGAAACCCUAUCAGUGUACAGAAUGUGGGAAAGCCUUUAGCUUGAAAGGAAACCUUAUCCGACACCAGAGACUUCACACUGGAGAGAGACCAUUUGAGUGUAAUGAGUGUGGAAGUGCCUUCAGUUUGAAGGGAAAUCUUAUUCGACAUCAGAGACUUCACACAGGUGAGAAACCAUUUGAGUGUACUGAAUGUGGGAAAGCCUUCACUCGGAGCACUGCCUUUAUUCUUCAUCAAAGACUUCACACUGGUGAGAAACCCUAUGAGUGUACUGAAUGUGGGAAAGCCUUCAGCCAGGAAGGAAACCUUAUCCAGCAUAAGCGAUUUCACACUGGUGAGAAACCCUACCAGUGUAAUGAAUGUGGAAAAGCCUGUAGUGAUCGAACAUCCCUUAUUCAUCAUCAGAGAAUUCACACUGGAGAGAAACCAUAUCUGUGUAAUGAGUGUGGAAAAUGCUUCAGCCAGAGUUCAAUUCUCAUUAAACAUCAGAAAAUUCACACAGGGGAAAAGCCCUAUGAGUGUAAUGAAUGUGGAAAGGCCUUCAUUCUAAAAUCUUGCCUUUUUAGACACCAGAGAAUUCACACUGGAGAGAAACCAUAUCAGUGUAAUGAAUGUGGAAAAGCCUGUAGUGACCGAACAUCCCUUAUUCACCAUCAGAGAAUUCACACUGGAGAAAAACCUUAUGUGUGUAAUGAAUGUGGGAAAGCUUUCAGCCAGAGUUCAAGCCUCAUAACACACCAGAGAAUUCACACUGGAGAAAAACCUUAUGAGUGUAACCAGUGUGGAAAAACCUUUAGUGCAUCUUCAAACCUUAUUCAACAUCAGAGAAUCCACUCCGGAGAGAAACCUUAUGAAUGCAUAAAAUGUGAGAAAACUUUCAUUUUGAAGUCUUACCUCAUUAGACACCAGAGAAUUCACUCUGGAGAUACCUUGUGAAGGAAGAUACAUUUGUGAGAGAGCUUUCAGUACACAUUCUUCCAUUACUCAGCAUCAAAAAAGUCACAUUGGCAACAAACCAUAUGGUUGUAUAAAAACCACAGAACUUUUAGAAUAAUAAUGAUUGUGAUCAAGUCUUUAUUCAGCACUUCAAUCUUAUUCACCAUUAGAAAAGCUAUUCUAGAGAAGAAAACUCUGUAAUGUACUUUUAGUAAUAGUGUUCAUUUUGCAAAUUAAGCUCUUAUAAGGAAGGCCCUUUUGCUUCUCAAAAUGGCGCCUAUGUGAUUUAAGUAUGCUGCAACUAGGUGGUAGUAUGGUGUCUGCCACAUGAACUGAACAGAGGAUUCACGUCCUGGUAACCUUGGCUUUUAUAAAAGGAUACUUUUACCUUCUCACACACUACAUGUGUGAUUGAUGUUUUCUGCCACUGAAUGAUUAUAUGGUGCUGGCUGACACGUGAAUAUGAAUUGUAGACGUCAUAUUCGUGAAAGUUCCUAACUUUCAAAGGGCAAGCUUCUGGUCCAGUUCUCACAUUUUUUUAGCAUGAAUUUCAACAUUGUUUUAUAUUUUGAAAAACCUUUAUUAACUAAAGUCAAUUAGGUGACUUUAGGGAAACACUAUAUCUAUCUAAACAGCAUUUUAGAGGACAUGUGUUAGCCAAUUUCUAGGCUUCAAUUAGGUGGCUUUCCUCCUUAGCUAAUUGUUCUUUAUCUUUUAUCCUUGUACUUGGCCGCAAGGAGAAAGAUGUGACACUUUUCAAUAACAUCAUGAUGAUAGCAGUUUAUUCUGUUUAAAUUUCUUUCUUUGUGUGUUAUUCUUUUGUAUGACAUGAAGUUCAUUUAACUGCUUUGGUAGUUUGUAUGUGAAGGUAUUAGGAGUAAUAACAACACAUGUCACAACUACUUAACUUUGUAUGAGAUGACCCUCCCAAUUCUGCACCUUUCUGAGCCUCAUUUAUUGUUGUUGGCCAAGGGCUUCUCUCAGCUGCCAGAAGACAUUCAGGAAAGAAAUUUAAUGUCUUCCUCCCUCUCCUUACCUCUAUGAUCUCUUCUUUAAUUCCAUGAGGCAUUUGAAGUACGAGAAAGCUAGGAAAAUGGAAUCCUGUGAUUUGAUUCUGUAAGUAGGAGAUAUUUAGUCUAUUAUCUUUUUUUCUCCUCAGAUGUUCACUCUUUUGUUCUCACUUGCCAACAGACUGGGUUGUAUGGGAAGCUGAUCAAUUUGCCUAAAGCCAAUUAGCCUAAUAAUUAAUUUGCUUAAAACCAUAUUCUCUUCUGUGUUACCAUAUGUUCCCUCCCAAGUCUUACCUCAGCCUAUCAGAUCAAUGUACCUGAAGCCAUUUUGCCUAAAACCAAUUAGCCUGAUGCCAACUUGCUUAAUGAUCAAUUUACCUAAAGCAAUUAAGCAUUUUGGCAUAAUUUAUGUGUGUAACCCAUUUGUGCUUUUAGCCUCCAUAAGUAUUUUUGCUUCUUUUUUUGUCUCACUUUGUUUUGAGCACUUUAAACAUUUUUUAUCAAUGUCUAAGAGUACUUCUGAUUAAAUCAAAUAUUUAUCACAUUUACAACUUUUCAUAUAGGACAGGAUUGUCUUGCCAUCUUAUACAUUUUUCCUAACUUCUUGAAGAUUUUUUUCCUCCUUUUUUAAAAAUUUUUUUUAUUUUUAAGGGCAACAGGGGUUAAGUGACUUGCCCAGGGUCACACAGCUAGUAAGUGUCUGAGGGUGGGUUUGAACUCAGGUCCUCCUGAAUCCAAGGCUGGUGCCUUAUUCACUGCGCCACCUAGCUGCCCCCACUUCUUGAAGAUUUUUCCAUUUUAUCUACCCUUGUGUAUUUUACCAUUUUGAGACACAGUGUGGAAUAGUAGAAAGAGUAGUAAAUGGGCUUGCAGUCAAAACUAUUUAAAUGAUAGCUCUGUUAAUAAAAUUAGUACAUAUUCAAUGUUUAUUCAUAUUAAUGAGGCAUCAUCUUACAGACUAAGGGUGAAGAGAUAUAAUGGCAAUAUUAAAGACUUCAAAGGUCAGCUGUUCUAGUCUUUUAUUUAAAGCAGGAAUCCUUACAAAAAUAUCAAAUGUUCACUCAGCCUUUACUUGAAGAUCUCUAGUAGCUGUGAACUUCUCCAAGGAAGUUUGGAAGUUUUGCCUUAUAUUGAACUGAAAUAUUUGUAACUUUCACACAUUGGUCCUGGUUCUGCUUCCUCAGGCCAAGCAGAACACAUUAAAUCUUUCCUCCAGAUACCUUCAAAUUCUUGAAGAUAUCCAUUAUUUCCCUUGCCAAGUCUUCUCUUUUCCAGGCUUACCAUCUCUAGUUAGUUGACUUGAUCUUCAUAUGGUACUCCCACCAUCCUAGCUACCUCUCCUGUUUGUGCUCCAGCUUGUCAAUGCCCUUUCUAAAUGGGAUGCCCAGACUUGAACACAACACAGAUUGGCUUAGCUGGGGAGAUUAUGUUCUUGAUUGAGACUAAAAUCUAGUUUUUCCAGCUCCUCUGUCACACUGUUGACAUACUGAGCUUGCAGUUCACUAAAACCUCUUUUUGUUUUUUCACAUAAUCUUUGUACCAUGUCUCCCAUAUCCUGUACUUGUGCACUUGAUUUUUUUUAACUUGUGCAGAACUUGAGUCAGUUUAAUUCUAUUACAUGUGCUGCAUUUUCCCAACCUAUAGAAAUCUUUUGGAUGAGGAUUCCAUUACUUGGUGAAUUAUCUGUCCCUCUUAGCUUUAAAAUACAAAGAUGAUAACUGUGCUAGCCAUAUUUUCAUUCAGGUCAUUGAUUAAAAUGUUGAAUACAACUUGAUGAAGGACAGAGCCCCAUUACAUUCCAUGAGUGACCUACCUUCAGGGUCAUUGGUGUUUAGAUCUGGAAAGGACCUUAAAGUUCAUCUAACCUAACCCCUUUAUUUUACAUAUGAGAUCCAGAGAAGUUAAAGUGAUUUGUAAAAGUCACAUAGAGGUUGACAUCACUCUUUGAGUUCUGUCAUUCAUCUACUUAUAAACUCAUCUGAUUUUGUUAUUGUUCAGUGCUCUCCAUCUUGAUCCCGAGACUACUAUGAAAGACAUUGGGACAUACCUUGUUGAAUUAUAUGUUAUAAUGGUUAUGGAAUUUCCUUGAUCUAUCAAUCUAAUGACCCUAUCAAAAAAAAAAAAAGAAAUUAUGUUAGUCUGACAUGUUUUGUCUUUAAUUAAUCCAUCCUUGCUUUCUGAGACCCCAUGAGCUAUCUCAUCGAUAAUCCAUUCUAGAAUUCUACUGGAAAUAAAUGUUAACCUCAUAGUUUGAAGAAUCUGUUCUCUUGAAAAUUGGCCAGUUUUCCCAUCUCUGUUCAUAGCACCUCAUCCAUUCUACGUGAUUCCUAAAAGCUGGUUGGCUGUUACAAAUUAAUCACAUACAUGUAUUCUUAUAAAUUGGAAUUUGUUGAAACAAAAUGGCUCAAGGGGCAGAUAGGUGGCGCAGUGGAUAGAGCACUGGCCCUGGAUUCAGGAAGACCUGAGUUCAAAUCCGGCCUCAAACACUUGACACUUGCUAACUGUGUGACCCUGGGCAAGUCACUUAACCCUAAUUGCCUCACAAAAAAAAAAAAAAAAAGCUCAAAUUCAUUAAGGUCAACUAAGAAUACUUUUACCUCCUUACAUCUUGGGUUUUAAUCCACUGCCAACCACUUUUUUUUUUAUCCUGGCCUUCCACUCUGAAGAACAUUCUGCAUGAUUGAGAACACUGAAGUAAAAUGGAUGGUGAGUAAUUGUGUCCUCUCUUUUUGGUCAGUUAUCUUCCCAUAUACCUCAAACAGUGCUCAUUCCUUUUUCUUCUUGCCUCUAACAUAAUUUUUCUCAGUAUUUGUCACAAGACUUUGUUCUAGACUUUGACUUUCCAUGAAUAUAAUUUACACUUUUUAUAUUUGCCCUUACUUGCCUGCCCUUUCCAUCUUUUUUCAUGUCUUUCUAAAAUCCAGGUUCAACAAUAAGUUCCUUGUACUUCCACAUCAUUAGAGGAGAGAAGCAGGUAGGGCAGACUGGUUCUCCCUAUCUUACCUGGACUGAAAAUGCAGUGGCCCCUCAGCACCCAAUCCCACUGCUGAUCAGCAAAGAGGCUUGACCUGCCGUAUUUACAACCUGGGCUGGUUAGCCUCUCUUUAUUCAGCCUGGUGGUCCAUCACUCCAGAGGUCUUACCAUAUUAGAGCCAAACUUAGUGUGGACACCAGAACAGCUUUAGUCCUGCUGUAGCAGAAAACUCAAGCUCAUAUAGUCCACCAGUCUCGACCUCAGUAGCAGGGAUUACAGUGUAGUCACCAUACCUGGACACAUUAAUUUCUUAAGGUAUCUAUCAAGGAUCUCAUCUUGGACUAUAGAUCUGAAUGACUACUCCAGCUUCCUGAGCCAUAAGCUCCUCCUUAGAAACUAUGCAGGUGAUAUUGCCUUGGGCCCCAUGGUUCCCUCCUUCACUAAUUUCUAAAUUUAUAUCAAAAGCAUAACUAACUCAAGGUAGGAGGCCUCUUAAUCUUAGUCCCUGAGUCUAUGUGGUUCCUUGAGUCUAGAAAUUUUAAGUUACCCUGUUCUUAAAUACCUCCUUCCUUUCUGCCAUUUCUAAUGUACCUAAAUCCCUGAUCUGAAAUGCCCCUUCCUUUUUUUUUUUUUUUUGUGGGGUGGGGGGGGUGGUCCUAUCAAAAAAUGCCAGAAAAGAGUUUACUGUGAGAAUUAUUUGCAAAGGACUCAAGAUGCUUCUACCUUCUUUAAUGUCCUGGCUUCUUCAGCAUCUGGUUUACAAUCUUUUUUCCCCAUUUCCUGCCAUCAUCCUUCAGAAUUUCCAGAUUUGUCUCAAUGUUUCAUCUAAUAUCCCUUCAAGAGAUCUUUUUUCUCCCUGUCAUUGUUGUUUAUUACCCACACAGACUUCAACCACUGAUAGGCUCCUAUCACCACUACUCCAAAUGAAAGAGGCAUCAACUUAGAACCAGAGUUUUUAACCAUUUUUUGUGACUUGGUUCCUUUUGGCAGUCUGCUAAAGCCUGUGGAUCGUUUCUCAGGAUAAUGUUUUUUGGUUUUGGUUUUGGUUUUCUUUUUAAUAAUACUUUAUUUUUUCCAAUUACAUGAAAAGAUAGUUUUUGACAUUCAUUUUUGUAAGACUUUGAGUUCCAAAUUUUUCUCCCUUUUUCCUUUCCCUCCCCCCCUCCCAAAACCAGCAAGCAAUCUGAUAUAGGUUACACAUUACAAUAUGUUAAACUUAUUCCCACAUUAGUAUGCUGUCAGACAAGAAUCAAGACAAAAGGGAAAGACCACAAGAAAGAAGAAACAAACAACAAAAGUGAAAAUCAUAUGCUUUGAUCUGCAUUCAGACUCCAUAGUUCUUUUUCUGGAUGUGGAGAACAUU